Molecule: messenger RNA, 2295 nt
Organism: Pichia kudriavzevii
Lineage: Eukaryota; Fungi; Ascomycota; Pichiomycetes; Pichiales; Pichiaceae
Exons: 1
Coding region: 1-2295 (764 amino acids)
Biological process (GO): L-leucine biosynthetic process
Cellular component (GO): 3-isopropylmalate dehydratase complex
Molecular function (GO): 4 iron, 4 sulfur cluster binding; 3-isopropylmalate dehydratase activity
Source: RefSeq, a predicted model, not a curated record
AUGUCCACUCUAUAUGACAAGGUUUUCGCUGACCAUGUGGUCCACACGGAUGAAUCCGGUUCCACGCUUAUAUAUAUUGACAGACAUUUAGUCCACGAAGUCACUUCUCCUCAGGCUUUCGAAGGUCUAACAACCGCAGGCAGAUCAGUCAGAAGACCAGAUUGCACAUUGGUUACUGUUGACCAUAACAUUCCAACGAUUUCAAGAAAGAACUUCAAAAAUGUCUCCACUUUCAUUGAACAAGAAGACUCCAGAUUACAAGUUGAAACUUUAGAACAAAACGUCAAAGAUUUCAAUCUUGCAUAUUUUGGCAUGAGCGAUGACAGGCAAGGUAUUGUGCAUGUUGUUGGUCCAGAACAAGGUUUCACCCUGCCAGGCACAACCGUAGUCUGUGGUGACUCUCAUACUUCUACCCACGGUGCCUUUGGUGCUUUAGCUUUUGGUAUUGGUACUUCUGAAGUUGAACAUGUUCUAGCUACCCAAACCCUUAUCCAAGCAAAAUCGAAGAAUAUGUUAAUCAGGAUCGACGGGGAUUUAAAGCCAGGUAUUACGUCUAAGGAUUUGGUUCUUCAUGUGAUUGGUGUUAUUGGUACUGCUGGUGGUACCGGUUCUGUCAUUGAAUUUGCAGGUAAGGCAAUCAGAGAUUUGAGUAUGGAGGCUAGAAUGUCUAUUUGUAAUAUGGCCAUUGAAGCAGGUGCGCGUGCAGGUAUGAUUGCACCUGAUCAGAUUACAUUUGACUAUAUUAAGGGAAGACCUCUAGCGCCACAAGGUGAAGAAUGGGAAAAAGCCGUUAAAUACUGGAAGACUCUCUAUAGUGACGAAAAUGCUAAAUUCGAUAAGGAAGUCAUCAUUAAGGCUGAAGAUAUUGUACCAACUAUUACCUGGGGUAACUCACCUCAAGACGCGUUGCCAAUUACUGGUAAAGUCCCAGAUCCAAAAGAUUUUAAGGAUGAUAUUACCAGAUCUGGUGUUGAAGCUGCCUUAGAAUAUAUGGGCCUCACUGCAAAUACUCCAUUACAAGAAAUUCCAAUUGACAAGGUUUUUAUUGGUUCUUGUACCAAUUCUAGAAUCGAGGAUUUAAGAGAAGCGGCAAAGGUUGUUAUCGGACACAAAAAGGCAGAAAAUGUCAAAUUAGCACUUGUUGUUCCAGGUUCAGGUUUGGUCAAGAAACAAGCUGAAAAGGAAGGUUUAGAUAAGAUUUUCCAAGCUGCUGGUUUUGAGUGGAGAGAAGCUGGUUGUUCUAUGUGUCUUGGUAUGAAUCCAGAUAUCUUGGAUCCACAUGAGAGAUGUGCUUCGACUUCUAACAGAAAUUUCAGGGGUAGACAAGGUGCUCUAAGUAGGACACACUUAAUGUCACCUGCAAUGGCUGCAGCUGCAGGUAUCGUUGGUCAUUUCACCGAUAUCAGAAACUUCAAAUAUAAUACAUCUGAUGCACCACAAGUUCAACUAUCUUCAGGUAAUGAAGAAGAAGAUAAAGAAUUGCAAGAUGCACUUUAUGAGCAUGAAAAGGAACCUAUUCAAACUGUAGAUUCCAGUGAAGAAAUCAAUGAUAUCCCACCAAAUCCGGCAAACGAACCCGAAACUGCAGCUGUUGGUGGUAUUGAAAAGUUCACAAUUUUAAAGUCAGUUGCUGCUCCAAUGGAACGUGCAAACAUCGAUACUGAUGCAAUCAUUCCAAAACAGUUUUUGAAAACUAUUAAAAGAACAGGAUUAUCGAAAGGUCUUUUCUACGAGUCACGUUUUGUCAAGGACGCACAAGGCAAUGAUGUAGCAACCGAUUUUGUUCUUAAUGUGGCACCCUUUAACAAGGCGAAUAUCAUUGUUUGUACAGGUGAUAACUUUGGUUGUGGAUCUUCAAGAGAACAUGCUCCUUGGGCAUUGAAAGAUUUUGGUAUUAAAUCAAUCAUUGCACCUUCAUUUGGUGAUAUUUUCUACAACAACUCUUUCAAAAAUGGAUUAUUACCAAUUAGAUUGCCACAAUCUAUUAUCCAAGAAAAAAUAUACCCGAUCGCUAAGGCUGAAAAGGAAAUUACUGUUGAUCUAGUUAAUCAACAAAUUAGAGGACCAGAUGAUGAAGUUUUGGUUGAACACUUUGAUGUUGAACCAUUCAGGAAACAUUGUUUAGUUAAUGGAUUAGACGAUAUUGGAAUUACUUUAACAAAGAGCAAAUUCAUUGAUGAAUUUGAAGCACUAAGGAAGAAUAAGUUUUCUUUUAUUGAAAUGGGUUCAAGAAAGUAUAUUCCUGUCAAAGGUGCGAAAAAAUCACCAUACGGUAAUACUGCACAAGAAUGGUAG